Molecule: messenger RNA, 569 nt
Organism: Oryzias melastigma (Indian medaka)
Lineage: Eukaryota; Metazoa; Chordata; Actinopteri; Beloniformes; Adrianichthyidae
Gene: snrpf
Product: small nuclear ribonucleoprotein polypeptide F
Exons: 4
Coding region: 156-416 (86 amino acids)
Biological process (GO): mRNA splicing, via spliceosome; spliceosomal snRNP assembly
Cellular component (GO): U1 snRNP; catalytic step 2 spliceosome
Molecular function (GO): RNA binding
Source: RefSeq, a predicted model, not a curated record
GGGCGAUGAGAGACAGGCGGGUAGAUCCUCAUCAACUUCCUGUUCCUGUCGGCGGCAAAGCGUGCUUCUAGUUUGUCAAGCUAAAACGUUUUUGUGACGAAGAGAUAAUAAACUUCUAAUUUAUUUUCUGUUAAAUCUAAGCUUAUUCGAUCAAAAUGAGUUUGCCGCUGAACCCAAAGCCUUUCCUGAACGGCCUCACAGGGAAACCAGUGAUGGUGAAGCUGAAGUGGGGAAUGGAGUAUAAAGGCUACCUGGUGUCUGUGGACGGAUACAUGAACAUGCAGCUGGCAAACACAGAGGAGUACGUGGACGGAGCGUUGGCGGGUCACCUGGGAGAAGUACUCGUCAGGUGCAACAAUGUUUUGUACAUCAGAGGAGUAGAAGAAGAGGAAGAAGAUGGGGAGAUGAGAGAAUGAUGAUGAAGAGGAGUCGCGUGUGUGAUUGAACCCUAUAGUGUGUUUGUGUUUUCACCAUGUGAAACGAAACUUUCCAACAACUUUACGAUGAACCUCUUUUUUUUCUACUGUCUGUGAUGUAACACAAUAAAGUGACUGUUGUAUCAUUUCCUA